Mastomys coucha (southern multimammate mouse) is the source of this 2903-nucleotide messenger RNA. RefSeq names its product TBC1 domain family member 14 (gene Tbc1d14). The record is from RefSeq and is a predicted model, not a curated record. Bases 221 to 2308 code for a protein of 695 amino acids. NCBI's taxonomy places the organism in Eukaryota, Metazoa, Chordata, Mammalia, Rodentia, Muridae. The transcript has 14 exons.
GGUGUGGACACUAUGACUCUUUUAGAGCUUUCCUCGCAGCCCUGCUUGGGCCUGAGGACAGAAAAGGGCCGGGUACACAGCUCCUGAAAUCUAGGACCGAUACUUGGCAGGCCGGAGGAGCAGCGCCAGUAAAUGUUGGGCUCCAAGCUCUACGGAGCCGCGGCGGGGGGCGAGAGCCCUGGCGGAAGAGCAGUGGAAGAUCGUUUCUUCUGGGACCAAGAUGACUGAUGGAAACCUUUCCACCUCUGUGAAUGGUGUAGCAUUGAUGGGCAUUCUAGAUGGUCAGCCAGGAGACUCCCUUCAGGACCUACAACACCUUAGUAUCAAUGUGGCGCCCAGAUCCCUUUCAGUGCCUGACUAUGGACCUACACUAAAACUUGGUGCUUUGGAAGAUCGACACAGCCUUCAGUCAGUGGACUCAGGCAUUCCUACCCUGGAGAUUGGCAACCCAGAGCCUGUUCCCUGUAGUGUGGUCCAUGUGAAGAGAAAGCAGUCUGAGUCAGAGAUCAUCCCGGAGCGGGCCUUCCAGAGUGCGUGCCCCUUGAUAUCCAGUACAACCUCAGCUCCCACCUGCAGCGAGCGGGAGCAGGUUGUGCGGAAGUCUUCCACGUUUCCUAGGACAGGCUAUGACUCAGUGAAACUCUACAGCCCCACCUCCAAAGCCUUGAGCCGAAGUGACAAUGUCUCUGUUUGCAGCGUGUCUAGUCUUGGCACAGAGCUGUCAACUACGUUGUCGGUCAGCAAUGAGGACAUCUUGGACCUCAUGGUCACGAGCAGUUCCAGCGCCAUUGUGACCCUGGAGAAUGAUGAUGACCCACAGUUCACUGACGUCACCCUGAGCUCCAUCAAGGAGACUAGUGACUUACACCAGGAGGAUUGUGCUGCUGAGACUGAGGAGGGGAGGAAAUUGAAACUGUUGCAACCACUCAGUCACUUCUUUACAAGGAAUUUGCUUGCUAGAAAACAAAAUGCAAGACUUGAUAGACAGAGAGACUUGGGAUGGAAGCUGUUUGGAAAAGUCCCACUCCGAGAGACUGCUCAGAAAGAUUCAAAGAAAACACAAAAGGAAUAUGAAGACAAGACUGGAAGACCGAGCAGGCCACCCUCUCCAAAGCAGAAUGUGAGGAAGAACCUGGAUUUUGAGCCACGGUCCACCACAGGGCUCAUCCUUGAGGACAGACCCGCAAAUCUCCCAGCCAAGCCUGCUGAAGAAGCUCAAAAGCAUAGACAGCAGUAUGAAGAGAUGGUGGUGCAGGCCAAGAAACGAGAUCUUAAAGAAGCCCAGCGGCGGAAGAAGCAGCUGGAGGAAAGGUGCAAGGUUGAAGAGAGCAUUGGAAAUGCCGUCCUCACCUGGAACAAUGAGAUCUUGCCUAACUGGGAAACCAUGUGGUGCUCUAAGAAGGUUCGAGACUUGUGGUGGCAGGGAAUCCCUCCAAGUGUAAGAGGCAAAGUUUGGAGCUUGGCCAUUGGCAACGAGUUGAACAUCACUCACGAGCUCUUUGACAUCUGUCUUGCUCGGGCCAAGGAGCGGUGGCGGUCCCUCAGCACUGGAGGCUCAGAAGUGGAGAAUGAAGAUGCUGGGUUUUCAGCAGCAGACAGAGAGGCCAGUCUGGAGCUUAUUAAACUGGACAUUUCUCGAACAUUUCCUAAUCUCUGCAUUUUCCAGCAAGGUGGUCCAUAUCAUGACAUGUUGCACAGUAUUUUGGGCGCUUAUACUUGUUACCGGCCGGAUGUGGGUUAUGUUCAGGGCAUGUCCUUUAUAGCUGCAGUGUUGAUCCUGAACCUCGAUACUGCAGAUGCCUUUAUUGCUUUUUCUAAUCUUUUGAAUAAACCUUGUCAAAUGGCAUUUUUCCGAGUGGACCAUGGGCUUAUGUUGACUUACUUUGCUGCAUUUGAGGUAUUCUUUGAAGAAAACUUGCCGAAAUUGUUUGCGCAUUUCAAGAAAAACAACUUAACUGCAGACAUCUACCUAAUCGAUUGGAUUUUCACCUUAUACAGUAAGUCCUUGCCCUUGGACUUGGCCUGCCGCAUCUGGGAUGUAUUCUGUCGAGAUGGAGAGGAAUUUCUCUUCCGCACAGCUCUGGGUAUCCUGAAGCUUUUUGAGGACAUCCUGACCAGGAUGGACUUCAUCCACAGUGCUCAGUUUCUGACCAGGCUGCCUGAGGACCUGCCAGCAGAUGAAGUGUUUGCAGCUAUCUCCACAGUCCAGAUGCAAAGCCGGAACAAGAAAUGGGCACAGGUGCUGUCUGCACUGCAGAAAGACAGCCGGGAAAUGGAGAAAGGAAGCCCAUCAUCCCUCAGACACUGAGGCUCAGGGGGAACUCCCACCUGCUGUUAAGCAGGGCUCAACGUGGCACCUGUGUGCUUUCAGACUGAAGCCUGGCAAGAACAGGGGCUCUUUCCAUGUUGGAUUUCCAAUGCUGGAGUUGGCCUUACAACAAAACAGAAUUACAUCCAGGUUUAGCCUUAAGCAGCUCAGUAGACCCAUGCACUGGCAUUGGUCAUGGCUAGCCACUGCAUUCUCUUUUUCUCUUUUCUUCUUUCCUUCUUUCUUUUUUCUUUCUUUCUUUCCUCCUAUUUCUUUUUUCUUUCUUCCUUUUUUUCUUUUCUUUUCUUUCUUUCUUUCUUCCUUUUUUUCCAGAGACGAAAGGUGUGUUUUAAAUCUCCUACGAAGGACAGGGUAAGGAAGAAGGCCUUGUAGGGUAGUUACUGGGGAAUGCUCAUAGGCUCCUGAAAAUGCACCUGACUUUUGUGCUGACAUUGACCUGAUUGCCUUGACACAUAAUACUGAGAAGGUUGAGAGUUCAUAUUAGGACUCUAUUCUGAAAAGUAGCACCCAUUGCAUCUUGGGAGCCACAGUGGUUGAAUCAAGGAAGCCCCAUAAAGAGAUAGGAAGGAUGAGA